This is a messenger RNA of Pogoniulus pusillus (Red-fronted tinkerbird), 4829 nucleotides long. It is a transcript of the gene TACC2, whose product is annotated as transforming acidic coiled-coil containing protein 2. Gene Ontology annotation, biological process: cerebral cortex development; cell population proliferation; mitotic spindle organization. The transcript has 19 exons. Bases 10 to 4302 code for a protein of 1430 amino acids. The record is from RefSeq and is a predicted model, not a curated record. NCBI's taxonomy places the organism in Eukaryota, Metazoa, Chordata, Aves, Piciformes, Lybiidae. Gene Ontology annotation, cellular component: cytoplasm.
AGCAGUGGGAUGGAAAGAAAAGAAGGCGUCUGUGCUGGUGGCAUUGAUCCUGGAUUGCUAAUAAGCUUAGAGACAAAGCAGCAAGAGCUGGCUUCAUUUGAUGGGGCAGCAGCAGAGAACGUCCCCGCACGUUCUAACAGCAAGCAGCAAGCCUCUGUGGCUGCUACCUCCACAGGCGAUGUGCAGGAGAACGACUUAGAAGAUGCUGCUACCACAGAGGGAAACAACUUAAUUGCAGAGUGUAAGGCAGGACCAGCUUCAUCUGAAGAGGAUGUAAGUCUUCCUGCUGAACAGCUCCAGGAUCUUCAGCCAAAUGAGCAGGAGGAAAGUGAGUACAGUGAUCCAGAUGUUGCCAAGAGCACCUCUGGCAUGGCAGCUUCAGCACUUGUCCCGGGAGGAGCUUACAAAUUGCCAGGCAAUUUCACUGUGCCACCUGGGGAAAAUCAGGAGACACACAUCUGCAGCAACUUCCUGCAUGACAUUAAGCCUCAAAAUGGCAUGCAGAUGACACAGGGUGAGGCAGUGAAUAUGAAAUGCGUGGAAGCGCUGGAAGAAGAGUUGCAAGAUGCACAGCAGGAGAAGAAAGAGGCAGAACAUGGGUUAAUAGAGUACUUAAAAAAUGAAGUAAGCCAGGAUGACUGCUUGCAAACUGGCUCUCAACUAGACUCCAGCCACACAGACGAGGGAGGUGCAGAAGAGAAGAGUGACACAGUGUUAAGCACGGCAAAGACAGGUAACAAAAAGGCUGGAGGCAUCCCUGAAACAGGUACUGCAAGGAUGUUAGUCACCGGUGAAGGUGACUUAGCUCUAAUCACAAGCCCUGGAGAACAGGAGACAGCCCCGGACAAAAAUCCCUCUCCAGCUGUUCCUGGGAUGGAGCAGGGUGAGAGUCCUGCAUGUACAGAUCUCACUGCUGCUGAAAAUCAGCCAAGCAAGAAGAAUUCAGAACACGAAAGCUCACCGCAGGAUGCCAAAGGAAAGCUCUCGGCGCUGGCAUUAACUGAGCCUAAGAACAUUGACCUGGAUGAACUUCAGGACAUGGCUGUGGCAGGAUUACCUACUGAAAGCUCUUCUGGGGCAGGUGAUGAUACACAGUUGGCUCCUCCUCUUGAUCCUUCUGAGCAACCUGUUUCUGCUGCCUAUGGAAAUGUUGACCCCGUGGGUGCUUCUGAGCUGACUGCAGCAAGCACUUGCACGCCCAGCAGCUGCACAGCAGUGGAUGACCUUGAGCCUCAGGAUGUGCCUUUGGCUGCGGCCCCUGCUGGUGCUGUAGAACUGCCUGCUCAACAAACCGAGGCCUUCCCAAGGGAGAAAAAGAGGAGCUCUGACUCUGAAGAAGCAUUCGAGACCCCGGAGUCCACUACCCCGGUAAAGGCACCACCUUCACCUCCACAGCCGCCUCCUGAAGCGGUGGUGGCAGCAGCAGCAGUGGUCGCAGACGUAGCAGAGCAAGAGAUAAAAGCCCAGCUGCCCUCAGAGGACACAGGGCUAUGUCCAGAAGCUGUAGCUGUAACUGAUGUGUCACAGGGUGAGCCAGCUGAAGAGAGCCCUUUCCGACCCCCUUCCCAUUCCUUUUCCACCGUCUUCGACGAGGACAAGCCCAUAGCCAGCAGUGGGACUUACAACUUGGACUUCGAUAACAUUGAGUUGAUUGAUUCCCUCCAUGCCUUAGGACCAAGUUCUCCAGACUCCAAGAAUCGUGACCCCAAAGUGAAUGUUAGAAGGAAGUCUACUGACUCAGUCCCAGUUUCCAAGUCCACCUUGUCUCGCUCUCUCAGCCUGCAAGCUGGGGAUUUCGAUGGAGCGGCUUACCUUGGCAACAGCGAGACCUUAGCGCCGACAGCGGAUGCCUACGGGACCGGCUCAAGUAGUGCUUCCAGCACUCUGAAGAGAACAAAGAAACCCAGACCAGCUUCCUUCAAAAAGAAGCAGACAGCAAAGAAAGCUCUGGAUGCUCCAGCAGUGAAGGAGACGCCACAAGAACCGUCUGACCUUGGCCAAGCAGCUUGUGCCCUGGGUGAGGAGACAGCAGAGGCAAAGGCUGACUCGGUAAAACCUGAAUGUACUGAACCUUCUAAGAUCUCUGCUGAGAAACAGGAGGCCCCAGCUGUGCCUGAGGGAUCCUACCCUUUGGGUCCAGACAGUUGUGAAGGGAUUAGUGCAGCUGGAGGUGGCAAGGUGCAGAACUCUCCCCCUGCCUGUAGGAAAACUCUACCUCUUACAACGGCCCCAGAGGCUGGGGAGGUGACUCCGCCUGACACCGGGGGCCAGGAGGAUCCUCCGGUCAAAGGCAUCGCAGUGAGGCUGGAGUUUGAUUAUUCUGAAGAAAAAGGGGUGAGUGAAGAGCAGCAGGAGAGCACUCCUCCUCCCAAAAAGGCAGGUAAAAAGCCUGGUGCUAAAAUGCCACUACGGAGGCCAAAGACUAAAAAAGCAGUGGACAAGCUUGACAGUGCUCCACCCACACCCACCAAGGCACCCACUGACCCCAACGAGAUCCCCAUCACAAAAGGCUCUUACACUUUUGAUAUUGACAAGUGGGAUGAUCCCAAUUUUGACCCUUUCUCAUCAAGUACAAAAAUGCAGGACUCGCCCAAACUGCCUCAGCAAACGUACAGCUUUGAGCCGGACAUGUGUGAGGACUCUGUUGACCCUUUUAAGUCUUCUUCUAAGCUAGGCAGCUCACCCUCCAAAUCUCCAGCUUCCUUUGAGAUACCAGCCAGUGCCAACGAGACAAAUGGAACUGAAGGAGACAGCCUGAGCAAACCUGCCAAAAAGAAGAAGACGCCACUGAAAACGAUGGUAGAAGAUGUGAUGUCUGUGUGUUCUCUGUUUGAUACAUUUAGGGUGAAAAAAUCACCAAAAAGAUCCCCGCUCUCAGAUCCUCCUUCCCAGGAUUCCACUCCGCUGCCUACUCCAGAAACACCUCCGGUCAUAUCCGCGGUGGUUCAUGCCACAGAUGAGGAGAAACUGGCAUCUACAGUGACCAGUCAGAAGUGGACCUGCAUGACUGUGGACCUGAACACGGAUAAGCAGGACUACCCACAGCCCUCUGACCUGUCUACGUUUGUCAAUGAGACCAAGUUCAGCUCCCCUGCAGAGGAGUUGGAAUAUGGCAACUCAUAUGAAAUAGAAUAUAUGGAGAAAAUAGGCUCCUCUGUGCCUCAGGACGAUAGCACCCUGAAGAAGCAGUCUUUGUACCUAAUGUUUGAUGCCCAGCAGGAGAGCCCAGUGAAAUCUCCUGCCACCAGGCUCUCUGAUUCCACAACGCCUUGCUCAGGGUCAAGUUUUGAAGACCCUGAGUCCCAGCAAUCCUCUGGACUGAAAAUACAACACCCGGCUUCCAGAGUCCUAGCUGCCAGCCAAGAGGCACACUUACAACCACCUGACAAGGCCAAGCAAAAAGACCUGGAGCCCAUGACCCUAGGAACAACCCCAGAGGCUAUUGAAAUAACAUCUCCUGAAGACUCCUUUGUCUCUGCUGAUGCUCUUCUCAAUAGGAUAUCUAAGAAAACCUCACUGUGUGAUCAGUCUGAAUAUCUAGAGCCUGACUUAGCAGAAAAGAACCCCCCAGUCUUUGCUCAGAAACUUCAGAGAGACCCUGCAGACCUUCCCAUCUCUAAAAGUGCACUCUACUCCCGCAUCGGCGCCUCGGACUCAGACAGCACCAGCAGCCUCCUCUACCCCCAGCAAGACUUAGACUCUGCACUACGACUUGCCAGAGCAGAGAUUGUGGCCAAGGAAAGAGAAGUAUCUGAGUGGAAAGAGAAAUAUGAAGAAAGCAGAAGGGAAGUGAUGGAGAUGAGGAAGAUCGUUUCGGAAUACGAGAAGACGAUUGCUCAGAUGAUAGAGGAUGAACAGAGAGAGAAAUCUGUCUCCCAUCACACUGUUCAGCAGCUGAUAGUGGAGAAGGAGCAAGCUCUGGCAGAUCUGAACUCAGUGGAGAAAUCCCUGGCAGAUCUUUUCAGGAGAUAUGAGAAAAUGAAAGAAGUCCUGGAGGGGUUUCGGAAGAAUGAAGAAGUGUUAAAGAAAUGUGCACAGGAGUACUUGUCCCGAGUGAAGAAGGAGGAGCAGAGGUACCAAGCACUCAAAAUCCACGCUGAGGAAAAACUGGACAGAGCCAAUGCUGAAAUUGCACAAGUGAGAGGCAAGGCCCAGCAAGAGCAAGCAGCCUAUCAGGCCAGCCUUCGUAAAGAGCAGCUGAAAGUGGACGCCUUGGAACGAACACUGGAACAAAAGAAUAAAGAGAUAGAAGAACUAACCAAGAUCUGUGAUGAACUGAUUGCCAAAAUGGGGAAAAGCUAACUUUGAACCAAAUGUCUGGACUGGGAUCCUGAGUGCAAUAUGACCACUGGCACACUGACGUCCAAUGCCUCGCGGUGGACAGGUUCUAUUUUCACUUUUUUUCGUAUGCACUACUGUAUUUCCUUUCUAAAUAAAGUUGAUUUAAUUGUAUGCAGUACUGAGAUGACUAUCAGAAUUUCUUGCUAUUGUUUGCAAUUUUCAUAGUAUAAUUCAUAGCAAGUUGAUCUCAAAAGUUCCUGUAUCAGGGAGAGAUUGUCGAGAAGAGAUGACGAAUUGCUGACCCUGGCCUUCCCUUUGUACAUGAGUUCCCAUGUUGGAUGUCUUUGGGAUUGAAUAUGAAGAUGUAUUACUUUGCAUGGGGACUCUUGCCUUAAGGAGUGUAAACUGAUUUGUAAAAUAAAGUUUAAAAGGAAAAAAAAAAGCCCAAAUAAAAGCAAACAAACAGAAGAAAGGAAGCCCCAGAAGGCAGCGCAUGUCACGUCGGUGAAGUUCUUUGCUGUAAAUAAACCUUUCCGUGGAACGCUGGA